Physella acuta is the source of this 2072-nucleotide messenger RNA. RefSeq names its product serpin B6-like. Gene Ontology annotation, molecular function: serine-type endopeptidase inhibitor activity. Lineage: Eukaryota; Metazoa; Mollusca; Gastropoda; Physidae. The record is from RefSeq and is a predicted model, not a curated record.
GUUAAACUUGAUCAUUGAUUGAAUUUGAUAUUUGUCACACGAGUUAUCUGCUUCUGUUAACAAAGCACAGACCCCCCCCCUCCCUGGACACACCACGACCCUCAGACGGCCAUGGAGCAGCCACAAGUAGCGGCCGCCAGCAACGAGCUCGGCUUGACCGUCCUCAAACAUCUCUACAACAAAUCUAAAGACGGCCACCUCGUCUUCUCACCUGUUGCCCUGGCCGCAACACUGACCAUGACCUUGGCGGGGUCAAGGACCUCCACGGCCUCUUUGAUAGCUAAAACAAUGCACGUACCGGCGUCCGGUGGGGACAAAGUUCACGAGCAGUUUCGAGAGUAUUUGACCUCGCUACAAAGCUCGUGCGACAGGGAUGAGUUUUGUCUGGGUGCCAGAGUUUACGUGGACAACAAGUGGCCGGUGCUAGAGGAGUUCAAGUCUCAGCUCCAGAACUGGUAUAUGGAAGCCCCGAGAAAUAUGGAUUUAAAACACGAAGCCGGCAGGUCGGAGAUCAACAACUGGGUAGCGGAGCUGACAAAAGGCCAGGUAGUUGAUCUUCUGGGACCAGGUGCUAUGGAGGGGGACAUCCGGUUAGUCAGCGGCACCUAUGUUAAAGGCAAAUGGGACCAACAGUUCCCCCCACAAGGCACCCAGCCCCUGCCCUUCAUCGUUGCCCCGGGCCAGUCCGAGAGCGUGCAGACGAUGUGCAACACGGGACGGUACCCUUACAUCAAGGACAAUGAGCUGAGGUUUGCUGCCAUUGAGGUGCCCUACAAGGGGAAGGAACUCGGUAUGAUCAUUUUCCUUCCCGACGAGGUUUUCGGUCUUGAGGUUCUGAUGAAAAAUCUGACGCAUGCGCAUGUUGAAAAAAUAAUAGCAGAUCUAUAUAUGGCGGAUUGUACUAUCAACCUAAUUCUGCCCAAGUUUGAGCUCAAAUCAUCCCUGCAGCUAAAUGCCGUCAUGGACGACCUUGGCCUUUCUGACCUCUACAACCCGCAGACAGUUGACCUGAGCGGGAUGUCCAGCAGAGGGUUGUGUCUGGCCGGGGUUGACCACGCCUCUGUCAUCAAGCUGGACGAGGAGGGCUCCCCUCCUGUCGUCACCCCAGCCAACCAGAGCCGGACAAAAACCGGAAAAUCCGUGAAAUCCGUGAAAGCCGGAAGCAGCAAUAUAUUAAAAGUCCGGGUUGACCACCCGUUCAUGUUUGUUGUGGUUGACAGACGAGUCAAGAGUUAUCUGUCCAUGGGGUUUUUAACCAACCCGACCUUGUAGCUAAAGUUCUUGGGGUCAAGGUCAGGGGUCAUCAGGCGACCCCCACCCCCUCCCACUUAUAAAACUUAAACUACCACUAGUACCAGCUGGUAAAUUUUAAAAUGUAAUAUUUAAUUUAAAAAGUAGGGACCAUCAUACACAAUUAUUGCUAUAGAGUGGGAUAGAGUGACUUCCACUUGUGAAAAAUUGUGACAGAAUGACUGCCCCUUGUGAAAAAAAAUUGUGACAGAAUGACUGCCCCUUGUGAAAAAAAUUGUGACAGAAUGACUGCCCCUUGAGAAAAAAAAAUGUGACAGAGUGACUUGUAAGAACUUUGGACUUUGGUACUACGAUGAGGUACCACCGCUGGUUUAACAUCAACUACAACUUAACCAACUGUUGAAGACUAAAAUAAAAACUAAGACUGCUGCUUAGUAAAACUUAGGUCUGGCAUCUACACCAGUUGAGUUGUAGCAACACCAACAUGUUUAAUUAAUGCUAAGAACGACUCCACUGCCGUAUAUAUUGCAAUAAAUGUACUUCGUUUUUGUAUGUCAGCACAUUUAUACAUGUACAUCAUUGUUGUAUGUCAGCACAUUUAUAAAUGUACAUCAUUGUUGUAUGUCAGCACACUUAUUCCUAAGUUGUUCUGGAUGAACGUACUUUCAUAAAUGUCAAUCUGUUAAUUAUAUUAUAUCAUUAUUACUACACUUAUUAUAAUUUGCCCGUUGUCGCCAACAAUUUUAUUCAACAAAUUAAUGUAUGUUUACAUUAUAUAAAAUGUCAACAAAUGUUGGUUUACAUUAUAUCAAGUGUCAAAU